This is a messenger RNA of Cuscuta campestris, 947 nucleotides long. Lineage: Eukaryota; Viridiplantae; Streptophyta; Magnoliopsida; Solanales; Convolvulaceae. The record is from the annotation of a GenBank genome assembly.
GGACUCCCACUCCCAAUCCCAGUCCAUUUGGAAAAGGAGGGAGUAGGGCUUUGGCGGCAAGGAUUAAAUAGGAUCUUCAAGACCCCCCCCCCCCAAUGCAGAGCUCGAAAAAUCGAAAAACAGAAACCAACAAUGAGCACCGUCGUGAAAUUCGGCGAUCUCUGCAAGUUACGGCACCUGCUCCAAUCUCGUCCGUCGUCAAUUCCCGCCCGUGCCAUCUCGACUGCAAUCUCUCCCCUACUCCGACGAUCGUCUAUCGUCACCGGCCGUCUCUCGCCGGUCAACAAUCUGCCUCCCUCCCUCUACACCGCCUCACGCUCUUUCCGCAACGCCCUAGAUCCGAGUUCCAGGCGCGAGAUCCAGACGCCAAAGAACUUUGGGAUUCAGAUUGUGCCAGAGAAGAGGGCUUUUGUAGUCGAGCGAUUGGGGAAGUACUUGAAGACAUUGGAUACUCCAGGAAUUCACUUGCUAGUUCCCUUCGUAGACAAAAUUGCAUAUGUCCAUUCCCUUAAGGAACAGUUUAUUAAGAUUCUGGAUCAACAGGCCAUUACCAAAGACAACGUCGAGGUCUAUAUUGACGCUGUUCUCCGUGUCCAGAUAGUUGAUCCGAAACAGGCAUCAUAUGUAGUUGAGAAUGUAUUGUGUCGUGUGGCUGAUAUUGCACAAAUCACUACACGUUGUGAGCUUGGUAAGUUAAUGAUGGAUGAGGCUAUUGGCGAACGAGAUACUCUAACUGAAAAAAUAAGGAUGACAAUCAAUGAAGCUGCCAGUGAUUGGGGGUUGAAGUGCAUCCGAUAUGGAAUACGAAAAAAUUCUCUCCCUCUUGAAGUUAUGGCAGCUACGGAGAGCAAGCAGCAGCUGAACGAAAGAAAUUAGAAGGCAAAGUUGAAGAAAUUAUUGCGAGAGUAGUGGCUACAUCGGACCCGCAACAAAUUGCCGAGGUUUCU